This is a messenger RNA of Closterium sp. Naga37s-1, 1797 nucleotides long. The record is from the annotation of a GenBank genome assembly. Lineage: Eukaryota; Viridiplantae; Streptophyta; Zygnematophyceae; Desmidiales; Closteriaceae.
AUGGUCGCUACAGCAGCGGAACUCCCGCUGAAGAUCGAUGGCUCCGUUAACUUUUCCGUCCAGGGUCGGGGUGAGCGGACUGGUUUCGUCAAGACCGAUACUUUUCCGUCGGUUCCGUCAGUGACACCGUUUUCUCUUAGCGGGAACGCCUCCGCAUCGUGGCCAGGGGGGAAUGGGGCGAUAACACGAGCGCGAUCUGUGGGAAACUGGGGGGAAGCGGCGGCUUGCGCGGGGGCGGAAGGGGACAGGCGGACGGCGGUGGUGCUGCUGGGAUGGCUCGGCGCGCAGCAGCGGCACAUGCGGCAGUAUGCCACGUGGUACAACGCGAGGGGUAUCGAUGCGAUCGGGUUCGUCAUUCCGUUCACCGACAUAUUCAGCGUCAGGCUAGGCGAAAAGGCGGAGCUGCAUGUCGACGAUCUGGUUACGGAGCUUGAGAGAUGGCUCCUCGAGGGUGCGAAUCACGGCGGGACGCACGGCGCGAUUCACGGCGGGCUGGGCGGCGGCGGGCGUCGCUCGUUGCUGUUCCACACGUUCAGCAACACGGGAUGGAUCGCGUACGGCGCGGCGCUGCUGCGACUGCAGCGCAAGUACGGGAAAGCGGCGGUGGAUGGGAUUAUAAAGGGGUGCGUCGUGGACUCCGCGCCUAUACUGGAAGAAGAUCCCAAGGUGUGGGCGAGUGGUUUCUCAGCGGCCAUUUUACAGAAGCGCACGUUCACCAGUGUGACUGUAUCCCGGAGUGACUGCAGCAGCAGCUGUGAGAGCCUGUACCCGGAUCAGGGGCGGGAGCAGGGAGGAACGGAGGGGCUGGGGUCAUGGCAAGGGCAAGGGGAAGGGCAAGGGCAAGGGCAAGGGGGCUUGGGUGGUGAGGAGGGGGCGUUUUCCUCGCCUGCUCCCUGUGGGUGUAAGCUGGUGUGGUGGCGGGCUGAUGAGGCUGAGAGAUUGAAUGCAUGUGGGAGUAAGGCAAGGGGGAGUGCUGCUGCUGCUGUGGUGGCAGCGGCAGGUGGUGGGGGGGACAGAGACAUGCGAGAAGGGAUUGGUUCUGGUGCAGGAGGUGGUGCUGCUGGUAGUAACGGGUGUGCUUUUAUAGGGGUGUCUCAGCAGGAACAACAGCAGUGGCUGCUGCAGCAGCAGCUGAUAGCUGUGUACAGGAUGCAGGCAGAGAAGCAGGAGAGAAAGCUGGUGCUGGGGAAAGAACUGAGAAACGAGCAGGAGCAAGGGAGUGGCAUUCACUUGCAACAGCAGCAGACACGGCAGCAACGGUGGUGGCAGCGAGGGGGGAGAGGCAGGGCGAGCAGCAUAGUGCAGGCGUGUGGGCGGGUGGUGGGGGCGUGUGGGCGGGUGGCAGUGGCAGUGGUGAGGGUGGUGAAGGUGCGGCUGGAUGCGCUAGAGAGUGUGCUGGUGACAGCGCUGUGGCUCAUCUUCCAAGUGGCUCUGCGCAUCCCCUACGUCAAAGGGAAGCUUGGUGAGGUGACUAACACUCUCCACCACCACCAGCCCAACUGCCCGCAGCUGUACUUCUACAGUGAAGCAGACAUUGUGAUUCCCCUGCCCGCUGUUGAAAAAUUCAUCCUCGGGCAGCGGGCACAGGGCCACAGGGUUAUGUCGAUGCGAUUUGAAUGUUCGCCGCAUGUGGACCAUUUUCGGACAUUCCCUGAGCUGUACACGCAACAGCUGGAGACGUAUUUGAAAGCAUGCCUGCCGCACCGGUUCUGUCAGCAACAAGAUAAUUGCCAGAGUGGAUUUGGUUAUGAGCACAGGACAGUUGCAGCGGUGCACAGUGCGACUUCCCAGUGUUAG